AUGGCUUCCAUUAAGCUCGCUUACGAUGGCCCAGAAGCCGAAUUCAUUCAGCAACAGAGCCUCAACCGCUGGGAAGCUGCACUGUCCAAUGCAAAAACAGCUUCACACUAUCGAGUAUCACCCUCAGAUCUUCGAGGUCUCCUUUCCAGAAUUCCUUCCUUUCUGGAUCAUAUACCCAAAGAAUGCAAUACUAUUCAAGGCUAUUCCACCUGGAGGAAUACCGAUAAAUGUACCCUUGUAGCCAAACAAGAACGCCCUCGGAGCAUAUGUCUCAGCAAUCCCUAUCCGGUCAUUUGCAAGGUAUCCCAGUCAAAAAACUUCCAACAAUGGGAGAACAGCCUGAACAAUGGUCUUGCAUUAAUGACCCUUGGGUGGGCGUACAUUUUGAGUGCGAGCCUUGCUGAACGACAAGGCUUGACUUUACAAUAUCAACCCUCAGCAGAUCUCUCAGGCCCUUGCGCUAAGCAGCUUCAGCUUGGAUAUGCCACUUGCCAUGAACGAACAUGGUGGAAAUCACUAACCUCACAAGGCGCUGGUUGGAAGAUAGUAGGCAGAGGAUCCCCCUGGGGACUAUCUAUCAAUAAUCUCAAUCUUGAGGUGGUUGGUCAAGUUGACCAAAGCAAUAGACCACCAACAGCAAAGCAGGCUGCAUCAUAUUUAGGCAGACUUUGUUUUGCAUUCGACCUGGGUAAUCAGUCAUCAGCCGGGCUAGCAGCCGCUAUGAGUUUAACACUUCACACCGCACAAAAGCUAUGGGGCUCAGCCCAGAUAGACCUUCCCGCCUUGGCUAUGAACUUUGCAGUCAAGACCCCAAAGAAGCAGAGAUUCCUGCCACCAGAGCUUCAAUUGAUCAGCUAUUACAUGACGCUUAGCCUCAGCGAAUGGGCUAUUGGUCCUACUCUAUGGAGCGUAUUCUGGGAACCACAGAUUACAUGUAACUUUGCUGGAGCUUGGCUGGGUCCGAUUGCUGCUAUCCUUGAGCCUGUCUUAUCUAAUAACAACCUAGAACUCCUUGCGAAAGUACUUUCAUUCACUAGAGCUGCACCAUUAUGGGUCGGCAUUGCUCUCUGUGGUCCUAGUACGAUAACCAACUGCAUACUCCCAUACCUCACCAAGAUGUUUGAUUUUCCCUUUACUCUACCAAGCAUCGAUGCAGCGGCAUGGACUUGUAUUCCUCAGUCCUUCUUGGAUGACUAUUACAUGGAUCCUUGCCAUGAUGGGACUAUCUCCAGAGCUGAUGUUUGGCGUCUACGCCAUGACUGUCAUUCGGAGUAUGAAGAAUCUGCUUUUCUGUUUACGCCACCCCAUGGCUGGCCUCCAUUUGGCAGAAUGAAGGCAGAAGAUGUGGAAUUAGAGAUUCAGGAUCAUAUUCAUUGUUCACAUCAUUGGGAAUAUGCCUACUGGACUUGGCAGCCGAGUUCAACUACAGACACUGGCUUCUGUAAGCGCGAUGGAACAGAGAAGUGUUCAGUUCGAUCUACCAAGCUUGAUAACAACCGCCAAGAUUAUGGAAAUCUGAUCAAUUAUCGAGUUUCAGAAUCAGCUACAAAGUCAAUAUUCCGUUGGUGCUCAACUCAGGUGGAGCGAGGCUUUGGUGGUUCGAUUGUUGAGCGUUUCAAUGGAGAUGAUAAUUCGAGGACACUUAGCGAUAAGGGUAUCCCUGACGACUUUGAUUACGCCAGAGUUGAGAAUUGGCUUCCUACAGUAUCUGAUCAGAGUGUUGAGAGUAAAACAAGCUCAGAUGAGACGAGCACUUAG
Messenger RNA from Clonostachys rhizophaga, 1758 nucleotides. The record is from the annotation of a GenBank genome assembly. Lineage: Eukaryota; Fungi; Ascomycota; Sordariomycetes; Hypocreales; Bionectriaceae.